Molecule: messenger RNA, 4215 nt
Organism: Anolis carolinensis (green anole)
Lineage: Eukaryota; Metazoa; Chordata; Lepidosauria; Squamata; Anolidae
Gene: cntn6
Product: contactin 6
Exons: 24
Coding region: 609-3725 (1038 amino acids)
Biological process (GO): cell-cell adhesion; brain development; axon guidance
Cellular component (GO): axon; plasma membrane
Molecular function (GO): cell-cell adhesion mediator activity
Source: RefSeq, a predicted model, not a curated record
CUUGCUCUCUGUUUCUCUCCCUCCCUCCCUUCCUCCUUGUCUCACUGUACUUGCCUUGCUUAAAGGAAGCCGAACAGAGAAUUAAUUUUAAUAUGAGCAGGAUUUCUGGAUACCCAUAUUUCGAGCUUUAGCUGUUCUUUUUUUUUCUUUCUUUUUGUCCAUGUGCCCUAACUGUGUGGGUCCUUGUUGUGGAUGUUGCGGGAAAGCUGUACAUUUCACAGUUAAUCCCAGUGAAGAGACAGGGAAUGCUCAGCGGAUAAAAGGCUUGUAGUCCCAGCUGGGGAAAGAGUUCCAUUAUCUCCCAGCUGCAUAGACAUUCUGCACAGCUUUGGUUUUGCCUGAAUGAGCAAUGUGGCUUUCGGAAAGCAUGUAACAGUUUGGCAGAAAACUGUAAAGAUCCUGAGACGGUUUGGCUGCUAAGAUCUUGGGACUGGCCACUUCAUAGCACACAAUUAAAUGAGUAUUUCUACACACUUAAGAAACUGCCACCAAUGAUGCCAUUCAUACAAUGCAAGCUUCAAAUCUCAGGCUAUACAAUAGUGGCAGGAAGAUCUAUGUAGCUUCUCUGAUGAUCGGAUGGGAGGAAUUUUUGACCUUGGAAAGUGGAGAUGAUGUUGCUAUGGAAACUCGCAUUUCUGCUACCUCUCAUGAGCUGCUUUGCAGAUGAAGAAUCUCCUCAUGGACCAAUUUUUAUCCAAGAACCAUUUGAUGUUACUUAUUCAGUGAAUUCUGAAGACCCAGAAGUAAUUCUGAACUGUACAGGAAGAGGAAGGCCCUCACCAUUUUACAGGUGGAAGCGAAAUGGCACAGAUAUUGAUCUUACCAUGAGUUAUCACUACAGGCUGGAUGGAGGCAGCUUGGCAAUCAAUAACCCACAUAAAAAACAGGAUAUUGGAACAUACCAGUGUUUGGUCACAAAUUCAUUUGGAACAAUUCUGAGCAGGAAAGCAAAACUUCAGUUUGCAUAUCUUGAAAACUUUGAAACCAAAGCAAGAAGUACCGUAUCUGUCAGAGAAGGACAAGGAGUCGUUCUGCUCUGUGGUCCUCCACCACACCAUGGAGAUUUAUCCUAUGCUUGGAUUUUCAAUGAUAAUCCCUUAUAUGUUCAGGAGGACAGUCGUCGAUUUGUAUCUCAAGAGACAGGAAAUCUAUACAUUGCCAAAGUGGAACCUUCUGAUGUGGGCAACUACACAUGUGUUGUAAUAAAUACAGAAGCCAAACAAAGUGUACAGGGCCCACCCACACCACUUGUUCUUCGUAGCGAUGGUGUGAUGGGGGAAUACGAGCCAAAGAUUGAAGUGCGUUUUCCAGAAGCAAUACAGGUGGCAAAAGGCUCAUCCAUUAAACUGGAAUGUUUUGCCCUUGGAAAUCCAGUUCCUAGUAUCAGUUGGAGGAGAAUUGAUGGGAACCCAUUGUCUCGAAAAAUAAGCACAUUCAAAGGAAUCCUUGAAAUCCCAAAUUUUCAACAGGAAGAUGAAGCUACUUAUGAAUGUAUUGCAGGAAAUGUUAGAGGAAGAAAUGCUGCAAGAGGCCAACUGUUUAUAUAUGCACUCCCUGAAUGGAAUAAAGGCCUUGAGAAUGCCCAUGUCUCUCUUUAUGACACUUUCAUGUGGGAAUGUAAAGCAACUGGAAAACCAAUGCCUUCAUACUAUUGGCUUAAAAAUGGCCAGCCACUAUCACCAGAGGAAAGAAUUCAUAUUGAGAAUGGAACCCUCACUAUAACUAUGCUGAACAUUUCAGAUUCUGGCCUAUAUCAGUGUGUUGCAGAAAACAAAUAUGGCUCAAUAUAUUCCAAUGCUGAAUUAAGAGUAAUUGCUUCUGCUCCUGAUUUUUCCAAAAACCCUAUGAAAAAAAUAUCUGUUGUCCACAUGGGUGGUGAAAUCACAAUUGAAUGUAAACCAGAUGCUUCUCCUAAGGCAGCUAUUACCUGGAAAAAAGGCACAGAGUCUCUAAAGCAAAGCAAAAGAAUCUGUAUUUUGGAUGAUGGCAGUCUGAAAAUAUAUAAUGUUACCAAAUCAGAUGCGGGUAUAUACACUUGCAUAGCAAUGAAUCAAUUUGGAGUUGCAAGGAACUCUGGGAACCUGAUUGUGAAAGAAAGAACUAUCAUUAACACUCCUCCUUCUAAUAUGGAUGUUACGGUUGGAGAAAGCAUAGUUCUGCCUUGUCAGGUUUCCAAAGACCCAUCUGUUGAGGUUGCAUUCAUAUGGUCAUUCAAUGGAGAUGUGAUUGAUUUUAAAAGAAAAAUUACUCAUUUUGAAAGAGCUGGAGGAGAAUCUGUUGGGGACCUUAUGAUAAGAAACAUUCAGUUAAAUCAUUCUGGCAAAUAUACUUGCACAGUGCAAACAGCUAUGGACAUCCUAUCUGAAACAGCAGAAAUAAUUGUAAGGGGUACUCCAGGUCCACCCAAAGAUGUUAGCAUCGAACAUGUUUCAAGUACAACUGCAGUACUAAACUGGAGAUCUGGAACAGAUAAUAACAGUCCCAUCCAGAUCUACACUAUUCAGACAAGGACUCCAUUUUCAGUUGGAUGGCAAGCAGUUUCAACUGUUCCUGAAGUUAUUAAUGGAAGGACCCACACAGCAACAGUGGUUGAUCUAAACCCUUGGGUUGAAUAUGAAUUCCGGGUUGUGGCUGGCAACAGUGUAGGAAUUGGAGAGCCAAGUGCACCAUCAGAGCUGCUAAGAACUAAAGCAUCUAUUCCCACAGUGGCACCAGCAAAUGUGAGUGGAGGUGGUGGAAGCCGGUCUGAACUCGUCAUCACAUGGGAGCCAAUUCCUGAGGAACUACAAAAUGGGGAUGGGUUUGGAUACAUUAUUAUGUUCCGGCCCCUUGGCUCAACAAGCUGGACCAAAGCUGUGGCUGCCUCAGUCGAAGCAUCAAAAUAUAUCUACAGAAAUGACAGCAUCACACCAUUAUUUCCUUUUGAAGUGAAAGUGGGAGUCUUCAAUCAUGAAGGAGUCGGUACUUUGAGCCCAAUAUAUAUUGUCUACUCUGGAGAAGAUGAGCCACAGAUUGCACCAACUGGAGCAUCUGUACAAAGUAUCUCAGCAUCUGAAAUGGAAGUUUCUUGGAACCCUGUUGCAUGGAACAGACACACUGGGAGGGUCCUAGGCUAUGAGGUUUUAUACUGGACGGAUGAUUCAAGGGAUUCUACAACCAGUAAAGUCAAAGUCAGUGGUAACAUCACAGUAAGAAAUAUCACCAACCUCAAGCCCAAUACACUGUAUUUUGCCUCAGUGAGGGCUUUCAACACAGCUGGGACUGGUCCAUCCAGUGUUCCAGUUAAUGUUACGACAAGAAAAUCACCGCCAAGUCAACGGCCAGCAAACAUUGCCUGGAAACUGACAAAUUCAAAGAUAUGCUUAAACUGGGAGCAUGUAAAAACAAUGGAAAAUGAAUCUCAGGUGCUUGGCUAUAAAAUUUUGUACAGGCAAAAUAGACAAAGUACCACGCAUAUAUUGGAGACAAAUAAUACAUCUGCUGAACUGUUGGUGCCAUUUGAAGAAGAUUAUCUCAUUGAAAUAAGAACCAUGAGUGAUGGAGGGGAAGGUAGCAGCAGCGAGGAAAUUAGGAUUCCAACAAUGUCAAGUUUAAGCUCCAGAGGAACACAAGUUUGCUACUCUGAAGUUUACACAAUCAUAACUAAGAUUAUAAGUCUGAUUUAUAUUGUUGAGUCCUCUGUAUUUUUGUUGAAUGGAUCCAACAGACCAUGGUUAGACUUUUGAAAAUAAAGUUGUUGGGUUAUCCAAGCACCUUUGAUAAGUCUUUUGCAUCUGUCAUACUUGAAAUUGGUACUUAUUGAGAAAGAUGAGCUGCUCUUUAAAAUGUAAAUAUGAUACAGGCUGCAAUCUUAUACCCAGUUUUUUGGGAGUUAACGCUGUUGAAUUCAGCUGGAAUUCUUUUUUUGAAAGGACAUGUAUAGAAAUGCGCUGUAAUGGAAUAACAAAAAAUAUCUGUGGGUUCAUGGUAAAUCCACAUUAAACAGAAUGGAGCAAAAAUGUAGCCAUGUGAUUAUAAAAAAUACUAGUUUGCAUUUCAGUGAUCUGUUGUGGAAGCCCAGAUUUUAAUAACAACAGAACAUGACCAGUAUGAAAAGGGCUUGCAGUCGUGUGUGAUGUACAACAUUACAUGAUUCAUUUUUCUCAUUUUGAUCUGUAAUGAAACAAUAUUUAUUACAUUUUCAAAUUUAAUAAAAAACAUUUCUUUACAAUUUUA